Molecule: messenger RNA, 2196 nt
Organism: Brienomyrus brachyistius
Lineage: Eukaryota; Metazoa; Chordata; Actinopteri; Osteoglossiformes; Mormyridae
Product: actin filament-associated protein 1-like 2
Exons: 16
Coding region: 210-1898 (562 amino acids)
Biological process (GO): positive regulation of DNA-templated transcription; inflammatory response; regulation of mitotic cell cycle
Cellular component (GO): cytosol
Molecular function (GO): SH3 domain binding; SH2 domain binding
Source: RefSeq, a predicted model, not a curated record
UAGUGGGUGAGAGAAAGAGAGAGAGAGAGCGAUCCUGAAUGAGCAAGUGAGGGAUCCUGGAGUAUUUCGGAGUAAUUACGGUGCCCUGACGCUCGGUUCAUUCAGAAAGUGGAAAGUCUGUGGGUACAGAGACGGCAUUUGUACAUUCAGACCAUGACAUGUGAAGCGAUACGGUCAGCGUGCUUAUAGACCACCGAACGCCACUGGAAAUGGACAAACCGGAAGUGCUGAACCAGCUCAUCUUGGACGUCCGGGCUUUCCUGCUGGUUCUGGACAAAGAGACUCUCACUCCCUUCGCUCAGGAACAAAAGAGAUCCAUCUCUGAUCUCCUGACCAUCUUGGAAGAUGCACCAAUGGAGGAUGCAGAGUACAUGAUCAUGACGUGUCCCUCAGGGGAUUCUAGCAGCCAGAAGAUGAACAGAACAGCAGACAUGGAUGGGGAGCUCUCGCCUGGUGCAGGCCUCAGUCAGGCUGAAGAAUCCUCCUCUUCGUUUUCUCCUGAGCGGCUGCUGAGAGGGAAGCCAGAUCCAGUGGAGCCAUCUUUCUUCAAUAUCAGCUUGGAAAGACUCCAUGAAGGGACAGAGCUACUUGUCCCUGUCACUGGGAUGCCAGUUGAGGCAGAUUCCAGUGGCAGUUUGUAUGAGUCAUACGGGGAGGAGAAAGAUGAUGAUGAUGAUGAUGAUGAUGAUAAUGAUGAUGAUGAGGAGGAGGACUCAGUGAAGGACCGGGCCCACUACCUGAAGUGGACCACCUCACUGCCCUGCAUCCAUCCUGCUUUGGAGGCCCGUCUCUAUGGCUUCCUAUGGAGGAGACGCUGGUUAGGCCAGUGGAGCCAGCAGCUGUUCGUCAUCCGCAGCCGCAUUCUGCUGUGCUACAGGUGUAUGAGGGACCUUCGACCUCUGCUGGAGCUGAGUCUGGCAGGCUGCCGUGUGAUCUGCAGGUCCAAGCCCAGAGGGAAGGUGCCACACCAGCUGAAGUUGCUGGCCAGCUCCCAAACCCUGGUCCUGGGCUUCCACAGCUGGCUCCAGGCCCAGGAGUGGCGGAAGGUGAUCGAGGAGGUGAGCAGCUCUGAACACAGCCUCCCUGUUUGGCAGCAUAGCAGCAGGAUCAGGGCGGCACAUCCUGAUGAUUCUUGCUCAGCAGAAACUGUCCCGAGUGCAAAGCCCACAGCGCCCUCUGGCUUCCUGAGUGUGUUCAUGCACUGUCAGUGGCAAACGCUGUGGUGCCGGAUGGAGGCUGGGGCCCUGCGGAUGUCCCGCGAUGAGGCCAGCGGGGCAGGCCCACGGCACAGCCUCCCGUUGCAUGGUUGUGACGUGCGACCCGGCCCAGACACCCCCCUCGCCCCCCGCAUCACCGUGACCCGGUGUGGGGACCAGCUCGCUAUCCUAGAGGCCAGCAGCGAGGAGGACAGACAGCGGUGGCUUGUUCUCCUGCAGAAAGGGGCCACUCGGUAUAGACUGCCGCCCCACAAUGCACUGAGGGGCCCGAGGAAUCACACGCUUCCCAACCCCGACACGCACACUGCUGAUUCCGUCCCUGAGUGGCAUAGACCCAGCCCACCUCAGCUGGUCCACUGCAAUGCAUCUGUGGUCCAGCACUCAAGAAGUGUCGUCACAAGAGAACCAGAAAACUGGAACCGGUACAGCGGUACAGCAGAUCUCUGCCAAGGCAGGAGGAUGGUAGCAGCCUUUGCGGGCGAGACUCAGAUGCACCACAUUCCCAGGUCGAGGGACCUGCACCCCAAGGUCGGGUCCAAAAUGAACCUGCUGACGGGAGGCAGACAGCCCAAGACCGCCUCCCUGAGGAAGUCGCAGACCAUCUGCUCUGACAAGAACCAGGUGGGGUGGCUAAACCUUCUGCGGCGAACCACCUCUGCCAGCAGCUCCUUGAAGAGGUAACCUCCUGCCUUUCCUGUGGGGAAUCACAGACUCUUUCACAGAAUGGAAAUGAAGGUCCCUGCUUGAUCAACAGUUCAGCUGGUUUCACUUCCUGAUCUCUGGAAACACACAUCAAACUGCUGUGCACGUAGAUCGUGCCUUUAAAUUAGCUUUUAGUUUUGUACCUUUUUGCAUCUUGACACCCCUGCACAAACACACACAAUGUAGAGCGCAUGUUGUAGUUUUAUACAGUUUUGUACAGUAAGUGGAGUUUUGUUCAGGGGACAUGGUAUCAUGACCAAGAGGUUGCAGAAGUCCU